CACCGCGCGGGACGGCGCCGGCGGCCGGGCCCGGGGCAGCGGAGAGCGGCUGCGGCGGGACGGGUCCGGGUCCGGGUCCGUGUCCGUGUCCGCGGCGGGACGGGUCCGUGUCCGCGGCGCUCGGAGCAGGAUGUACACUCUGCUGUCUGGCCUCUAUAAAUACAUGUUCCAGAGGGAUGAGUACUGCAUCUUGAUCCUUGGCUUGGACAAUGCUGGUAAAACUACCUUCCUCGAGCAAACUAAAACUCGAUUUAACAAGAACUACAAAGGGAUGAGUUUGUCCAAGAUCACAACCACUGUUGGCUUAAACAUUGGUACUAUUGAUGUUGGCAAAACUCGCCUCAUGUUCUGGGAUCUGGGUGGACAGGAAGAGCUCCAGGCUCUCUGGGACAAGUAUUAUGCUGAAUCUCACGGAGUGAUCUAUGUGAUUGACUCCACUGAUGAGGAGAGGCUCUCAGAGUCUAAAAGAGCUUUUGAAAAGAUGAUCACCAGUGAAGCUCUGGAGGGAGUUCCCAUUCUGGUGUUAGCUAACAAGCAGGAUGUAGAGACUUGCCUGUCAAUCCCUGACAUCAAGACAGCCUUCAGUGACUGCAUCAUCAAAAUUGGGAAGAGAGACUGCCUGACACAGGCCUGCUCUGCUCUGACUGGCAAAGGCGUGAACGAGGGGAUCGAGUGGAUGGUGAAGUGUGUGGUGAGGAACAUCCACCGGCCCCCGCGCAAGAAGGACAUCACCUAAGGAGCUCUGCCCCAGCCGAGCCAUGGACAGUCUCUUUCCACACAGCUUUGUGUUCCCUUUCAAGAAGGUGGUCCACUGGAUUCCUCUCACACCUGAUUCCUUCCUAAGUUUGGGGACAAAACCUUCUCUUUCUGUGUCUAAAACAAACCUUGGGCGAAGGAUUGCAGCAGGGUUGGGGGUGGGGAUCUCUUCCGUUGGCCUGAGGGCCCAAACCCAGUGUCAAGCCACACUUUGUCAGAUGCACAGGACUUCACCUUCUGCUGUAUUACUUUGUGAUCCUUGGGUUGUUAAUCUCAGAGGCUGGAGGCCAGUGCCACGAAGGAGCUCCUGAAGGCAUUGUGUGGAUGAAGGAGAGCUUGGGCAGUGCCUGUCCCUCCUAACCCCAGAGACUCCUUUCGCUGCUCCAGCCCCGUGGUUGCUCUAGGUGGUGUUCCUGGCCCUGUUAUGCUGCUGUUUGUAUGAUGGGGGGAAAAGAAGGUUGGUUGUCACUCAAUUUUCAGCCAACUUGUUGAUUUGUAACUUUUGCCUGUGGUCAGUGCAGAUGUGGAAGCCAACAUCUGCCCUGUGGUUCACUCUUUGGGUGGGCAUCAGCAGGACAUGGGUUCCGUGUCCCUGCUUCGACUGACCUCCUCUCCAUGGUAAACUCUCUCUAAUCAUAACCAAUAAUUGCUGUCUUCUGUAAGGGGAGUGAAGUGAGGCCCUUUGUGAUCUUUCUAGGCCAAAAGCUGAACCUCUGGGCAGGGAGAAAUCAGUUUGCAAUAAAGCUUCUUACUUCUUUGGA
Molecule: messenger RNA, 1517 nt
Organism: Pogoniulus pusillus (Red-fronted tinkerbird)
Lineage: Eukaryota; Metazoa; Chordata; Aves; Piciformes; Lybiidae
Gene: ARFRP1
Product: ADP ribosylation factor related protein 1
Exons: 8
Coding region: 131-736 (201 amino acids)
Biological process (GO): protein localization to Golgi apparatus; Golgi to plasma membrane protein transport; intracellular protein transport
Cellular component (GO): Golgi apparatus
Molecular function (GO): GTP binding; GTPase activity
Source: RefSeq, a predicted model, not a curated record